AUGCUGGCUGCUCACCUCACUCUGUGUUGUACCGUGAACAGCGACGGACGUGCGUUCUUCUAGCCUCUUACGUAUACGUAGUCUCCACCACACAUAGUUUGACUGCUUCCCAUGAUAAUCAAGAAAACCAACCAGUACCGAAUGUGACGAAUUGUGUACCAAUUGAAGCUCAAUUGACACCAACCAACAAACAAACCCACCAGCAUUUGCCGUCUGAAUGUAACCAGUUCUAGUCCGAGUUUGUGUCGAAAUAGUGUCUACAAUUGUGAAGUUUGCUGCAGCCUCCAGGAGUACCAGGAGAAAAAUCAUUAUUCUACGCAUCGAGCGAGACUGAAAGUGUUUGUUUAUAGCGAGUGUUUUUGGCGAGUGCCAGGUUGGACCAAGUUCGUGACAUUGCAGCGAACUAGUUGAAAAUUGAAGGUUACGCCAAUUUUGAUGUGUAUCGAUACAGUUGUACGUAAACCUGCCAGUAAUACCCACAGUGACAAGUGGUACGUGACAGAAAUGUGAGUUGCAUACAAAACCUGCCCCUCAACGAAGUUCAAGGUUUAUGAAGCCAUUCAGAAGGAGAAGUCAUGUGAAGCGUUUCAAUCUUCUCGAACGAAGAUUUGGUCCUGUAUUACUACAUUAGUAAGCCACAUCGCACAAACAGCAGCGCACAACUACACGCAAAUAGUUUGCAAAACAACCAAAAAAUCACAUUGGUUUCAUCGCGUCGGAAAAUUGGCCCUCCACAACCAGCAGUAACAUAAUCUAGUCACACAAACCGUCUAAAAUAAAGUACAAUUACAAUGGGAAACCUCGCCUCCUCAAGCACCAAGCUGGCGGAAAAGUGUCCGAUGCUGGAGAAAAGCGAACUCCCGCUGGUGGCCAGCUCGUUCCGCUUGGUCAGCAAAAACUCCGACAAAUGCAAGGAGGAAGAUUUGAUGAAAUUUUGGGGCUCCCAGAUGGACCCCCGGCUGGCUCAGUACAUAACGAACUUUUUGUUCGGACCGCUGGGUUCGCGAGCCGGAUUCGUGGAACUGCCGCGAUUUGCCGAACUUUACGUUUACACCGUGCGUGGGACCCGGGACGAGCGAAUUAACGUGCUGCUCAGUAGUUUGGGCCAAUCGCCGGACUCGGAAUCUACCGAGAUUGCGUACCCGUUGAUCAAAGAGUAUGUCGAGGCCGUAGUCAGCAGUUACAUGCGUGCGAUAAGGCUCGAGGGAGGACCGGAGUUCAAAUCGUGGGAGUCCCGUGGGUUCAGAAUCGUUAAGGAGUGUAUCCAGAAGCUGGCCGAGAGCCUAGCCUAUGACGUGGUACAGCAGGGCACCCAGAAGGUCACGCGGGCGGACGCCGAACGAUGGCUCGGUCUAAAUCCCAUCUUUCUCAAAAUGCUGGAACACGUGUUUUCCCACUUGUACAACUACCGAAACGUGAAAAACAGCUCCGACGAGAAGCGAAAGGAUGCCGACGGGGACGAAAGCAAGGCCAGCAAGCGCAAGGAACACGUCCCCCAGCAAGAAGUUGUGCUGCACACGAUGCUACCGCUGUGCGAGGGACUCCAGUACAUGCCGGACUAUCCCGCCUUCACCGACCUGUCCCAGAUGCUGUUUGUGAACGCGAACCUGCCCACGGCACAGCAGAACAAGUGGCGUUUCCUGUUUUCGUCCCAAAUACACGGCGAAAGCUUCUCCACGUUGCUGGGUCGCAUCGUUGACCAGGGUCCAACGGUGCUCAUCGUGGAGGACUCCAACGGGUACAUUUUCGGCGGGUACGCAACGGAAUCGUGGGCCCUCGGGCCAAACUAUCUGGGCAACGAUACGUCGUUUCUGUUUACGUUGCGGCCAAAGAUGCGCACCUUUAGUGCGUCCGGGUACAACGACCACUACCAGUAUCUGAACCUGCACCAGCAGACGAUGCCGAACGGGCUGGGUCUCGGCGGCCAGCACAACUACUGGGGCCUCUGGUUGGACAGCGAGUACGGCGAGGGUGAGUGCUCGGAGUCGUGCACAACCUAUAAGGGCUACUUCCAGAUGAGCGCCACAAAGAAGUUCACCGUGCGCAACGUCGAGGUGUGGGGCGUCGGCGACAAGCCGGUCAAGGAGAACGAAUCGGAGGAAAGCUCCGUGCGGUCCGUGCUGGACGGGAACGCCGACAGCAAGGCGAUGCUGAAGAUGAGCGGCCGCGAGCAGUACUCGGACGGGUACCGGGAGGAGCCGAAGGAUUAAAGGUUGAGACCGAACGCCAGAAAUCAGUUACAGUUAAAUUCCAAGUUUCGUGAGCCGCAGAUCAACCUGGUUGACGUGCUGGACACGUUUAAUUUUAACUUUCUCUAGAUCUUUUAAGGGUUGGAAAAUAUUUAUAAAUGCGAGACGGGGCAGAAUAUUGAAUUGUGGGUUAAUUGUGAAUUGAGAGACUGCAACGUGCGAAUUGUAUAACUCCACUUGAUCUUUACGUUUUUCCCAACGAAUGAUUUUGAGUUGUCUUUUUAUUCCUCAUCUGGCGUUUGUAAGGCACACACACACUCACACACGAGUAUGAUUUGCGUUAAUUACCUUUCACGAGAGCCGUACAAAUUAGAAGAAGAAGAAGAGUGCGCUUAGUGCACGCCGCUGAAAAAAGCACGAUGAGAGCAAAUCUAUCGUGCGUUAGUUAAUGUUAAACGAGAAGCUAUACAUAUAAAUGUGAGUUUAAUGGGAUUAUAAUCGUUCCAUGUUGGUUAGAUGAUAAGAAACAAACUUAGUUUGAAUGCCGAGCUCAUUGAAUCGCUUUAAUUUAUUCGUUACAUUUAGAAGUUGAUGCUUGUAAAUAUAUAGAACUCUGGGUUCGAAUUCGUCCAUCUUUUCUGUUAAUCACCGCAGAGCAAUUCUCUGAGAAAUGCAAUCAAUCGUUGAAAAAGUGCCACUUUCCCUGAGACUUGCUUCUGCUUUGAAAACGCUUAGCGCACUGCACCGCAGCAUUUGAUGCGCACACAAAAGCUCAGUUCAGCAGAAUGAUUUCUCGUUCAGUUGUGCCAUAAUUUUGAGAAAACGAAGAAAGUGAGGUGCAACAGUUUUAAAUUUACGUUUUUUUCCAACUGAAGUUAAUUGUGACGAUGAUGCUCAGUAAAAGUAGCUUAGCUGUAAGAGAAACCAUCAUUAGCCGGAAAAUGUAAUCAGUGUGACUUGAAGUAAAUGUGACCGUUUGAAACUCCCAACAGGAAGAGAGGAGAGAGAGAGAGGAAAUAAAACCCGAUGUGAAGACAAUUAUAGUGAACCUUAAAAAGGAA
Messenger RNA from Culex quinquefasciatus (southern house mosquito), 3250 nucleotides. RefSeq names its product MTOR-associated protein MEAK7. The coding region runs from base 792 to 2210 and encodes 472 amino acids. The transcript is spliced from 9 exons. NCBI's taxonomy places the organism in Eukaryota, Metazoa, Arthropoda, Insecta, Diptera, Culicidae. The record is from RefSeq and is a predicted model, not a curated record.